AUCAGGGACGUUGUUAUGACUCUGCAUUAACUGUCCAAUGAGAAGCAGGAAUAUUCGGAAGGUGCAGCCGUUACUGCCAUGUUUGAGUCCCGAGAAGUCGUUGAGAGGUCCCCUGACCUUGUUGACUAUGCUUCCAGCUGAUGUUAGGCCCCUUAGGGGGGAUACUUGGAUGCAUCAGAAGCAGGACAUGGAGCCAGUGACCUUUGACGAUGUGGCUGUGAAGUUCACCCUAGGAGAGUGGGCUCUGUUGGACUCUUCUCAAAAGAAGCUCUACACAGAUGUGAUGAUGGAAACAUUUAUGAACCUGAUCUCCAUAGGGAAAACAGAAGAAGAAAAUAUUGAUGUGGACUACCGAAAACUACAGAGAAAUCUGAGAAUUCAGGUCAUUGAACGAUUCUGUGGCUAUGAACAUGGUAGUCAGUGUGGAAAGACCCACCAACAGAUGCCAGAGAAUACUGUUAAUACGGACAAUCAUCCUGCAGUCACAGUUUAUGAAAGCACUAUGUAUGUAAAAGACAUCAAUGCUCACUUAUCCUCCGAUAUGCUUGUUAGAAGUCAAACUGAAGAGAAACCCUAUGGGUGUCAGGGACAUGUGGAGAAGGCUAUUAAACAUGAAAAAUGUUGGAAAGAUUUCAUUUAUUCUGAGUCCUUUCAAAUACUCAAGAGUGCUCCUGGUACAGAGAACAUCUGUGAAAAUAAACAGUCUAAUGAAUCUUAUAGUAAUCUCACAUCUCAUCAAGAUUAUGAAGGAACUCUCACUGGAGAUGAGCCACGCGAAUAUAAGAAAUUCGAGAAAACCUUAAAGGAAGAAAGUUAUGUUCAAAUAUGUGAAUCCAGAAUCCAUACUGGAGAAAAGCCAUUUACAUGUAAGCAAUGUGGAGAAACCUUCACUAAUUCCAGUCACUUGACCAAACAUCAGAGAAUUCACACAAGAGAGAAAACUUACUCAUGUAGACAUUGUGGUGAAACUUUCAUGUAUUCCAUGGCCCGUCAAAAUCAUGAAAAAACACACAAAAGGGAGCAUAGUUACAUAUGUAAACAUUGUGGGAAAGUAUGUAUUCAUUCUUACCAUCUUCUCCAGCACGAAAGACGUCAUACUCGAGAGAAACGUUAUGCAUGUAAUCAAUGUGGCAAAGCAUUCAGACGGUCCUCAAACCUUCACAAACAUGAAAGAAUUCACAGUGAAGAGAAACUUUAUGCAUGUAAGCAAUGUGGAAAGGCCUUCAUCAGUGCAGGCAACUGUUACAACCAUGAAAGAAUUCACUCUGCAGAAAAAACCUAUAUUUGCAAGCAGUGUGGGAAAGCAUUUACAUUUUCCUCGUACCUUCGAAAACAUGCAAGAAUUCACACUGGAGAGAGACCCUAUACAUGUAAAUAUUGUGGAAAAACCUUCACCCAUUCUAGUGCUUAUUACAGGCAUGAGAAAAUUCACACUAGAGAGAAACCAUAUGUAUGUGUGGAGUGUGGGCAAGCAUUCACUUUUCCCAGAUCCCUCCAAAUACAUGAGAAAACUCACACUACUAGAGAGAAAUUCCACAAGUGUAAUCAGUGUGGGAAGGAAUUUGUGUAUUUCUCAUACCUUCGAAGACAUGAAAGAUCUCACAAUGAAAAGAAACCCAAUGGGUAGAAUUUAAAUUGUGUAAACCAUGUGUAACUGUAAUCAACUUGCUUUUGAAAAUAUUUGUCAUAAUUAUUUAUUGGCUUAUAUUUAUUUAUCUACUUAUAUAUUUGCAUGAGGUGUUGGGCAAGAAUACACCCAUGCUCCAAUGUAAAUGUGGAGAUCAGUAGACAACUUGCUGGAAUCAGUUCUCUUCCCAUGGUGUGAGUCCCAGGGAUUGAGCUCAGGUCCUCAAGCUUGGCAACAACUUUCUUUCCCUUCUAGGUCAUCCCACCAGGCUUUGUCUUGCUUUUCUUAUGAGUGGGGUUUCUUAUAUAAGUUUUAUAUUUUGUACUUUUCUGUAUAUACUUUCUCCAAAAACAAAUGGAGAGAUUGGGCUUGAGAGGUAGCUCAGUGGUUACAAAUACUUUGCUGUGCUUGCAGAAGACCUGAGUUCAAUUUACAACACCCACAUGGUAGCUCACAGUUAACUCCAGCUGCAGGUGAUCCAGUGCCCUCUUCUGGUCUCUGAAUGUUGCACGCACAUACAGGCAAAAUACACACAUAUACCUUUAAAUAAAAAGAUGGAGAUCUACUGGGGAUAAUAUAAAAUUAGCAAAAGUGGGGGCUGGAGAGAUGACUCAGAGGUUAAGAGCACUGGCUGUUCUUCCAGAGGUCCUGAGUUCAAUUCCCAGCAACCACAUGGUGAUUCAUAACCCUCUGUAAUGAGAUCUGGUGCAGGCAUACAUGAAGGCAGAAUACUGUAUACAUAAAAGUAAAUAAAAUUAAAAAAAAAUAAAAUUAGCAAAAGUGUAAUUUUCCCUAUAUGUGUAAGUGUACAUAGGAUGAGCACCUACUCUUGCAUCGGGCAUCAUAAUGUUUGCCUUUUAUUCCAACAUUGAGGGGAAUAGACUCUAGAAAAUUGCAACCCUGAAUACAGGGGGCAUGGAUACAAUUUGUGAAACUUAAGAAAAACCAGUUGCAGCCAAAUUAAAUUGUUGUUUUUAAAAAUAUGAGAGAUCCAGGUGUGAUGGCAUACAUGUUUAAUCCCACCACUUGGGAGGCAGAGGCAGGCAGAUCUGUCUGAAGUCCAGGCCAGUGAGGGAUACUCAGACCCUGUCUCAAAAAAGAAAAAGAAAAUAGGGACCCAUAACAGAGCUAGUUCAAGGUCAGCCUGAGCUACAUGAAACUCAGAAAAGAAAAAGGAUGUUGUGAUUUUCUUAUGUAAUUGAAUCUUAUAAAAGCGAAAAAUGUGAAUAUCUUGAGCACAUAAAUUUAUGUAAAUAAAAUAUUCCUGAAAAUAACCUGAAAGAAAUUAAGUAAAAGUUAUGCAUGUUUACAGUAUUUGCCUAUUCUUACUCAACACUUCUUGACUUUACAUUACUUCUUUUUUCAUUGACAAUAUAAUUUAGUGAAUAAUUUUAGUAUUAUUGCACAUGCCUGUUAUCCCUGCUGCUCAAAGAGGUGAGUAAACUUGAGCUCACAUUUGAAGACCAUGAAGACAACACCUUAAGGAGCAAAAGCAUAAACUGUUUGAAUUGUGGUGAUAAAACUUUGCCAAAUCAAUUGCAUUUCAGUCAAUAAACAAGUAUUUUUUAUGGGUAUUAUUUUUAAAUCAUGAGGUGGUGCUUUACCCUUUACUGUAGAGCUGUAUUGGAUUAAUUGAGUUGAAAUGCAUUUAUUAUCUGGUACUUGUAAAUACUUUUUAAAAUUGCAGUUAUGUGUUGUGCACAUAUAUGCUUGAUCAUGAGUGUUCUAGGUAUACAUUUGGAUGUCAGAGGACAACUCUCCUUACCACAUGAGUCCUGAAGAUGGGACUCAGAUUGUCAGGCCUAUGGGCAUGUGGUUGAACCAUCUCACCAGCCCUUUAAGUAGUUUUUAAAUAGUUAUAUUUGGUAUGAAAUUGAAAAUAUCAAUGUUAAUUAGUAUUUUUUGGCUGUCGUUACACAGUAGGUUCUUUUUCUAAAAAAUGUUCUCGUUAGUUCCUUGGCAGUUUCCAUAUAUUUGCGUGGCACUCCAGUUUUCUCAACUUAGAUUCUAUACUUAUAUUUUGUGAUGUGUAUUUUCUCCAAAUAAGAAUUUUUUUUGUAUUUUUUUGUUAUUCAUGUGUGUGUGAUAUGUGUGUUUAUUGCAAAUGUACAAGAGUGGAGGUCAGAAGACAUCCUUCAAGAGUUGGUACUUUGACAGGCUGCAGUGUCAAGUGAUUUACUUCCUGAGGCCUGCACCAACUCCAAAUAAGAUUUUUUAUUUAUUUUUUUUUCUACAUGCUGUAACUAAUUACAUCCCAUAAUCAGUUAUAAUUAAGCAUUGUAGCUAUUACUAGUAUUAAGGAAUGUUGCAAACUGAGAUGGGUCAAUUGUUAAAAGAGCAUAUAUUGAUGUUGCAUAGUUUCUAAGUUUAGUUUCCAGGACCCAUGUCCAGCUGUUCACAGCCCCCUUCUAGCUGCUGCUCUGUUAGAUCCAAUACAUCUGACCUCCAAGGAUACCUCCACUCACAUGCAUAUACCCACACAAACACACACAUACACACAAAUAAAUUGAUUAUGAUUCAGUGUAGUUUGGUUUUGUUAUUGUUGAACAGUAUUUUGUUAUCAUUUAUUCAACUGAGGGGUUGAAUUAAAUUCCAUCCUUUUAAAUAAUUUUCUCACCUGGCUGUAGUAAUGUAGUGAGAGGAAGUAAUUCAUGUGUGCAAUCUCAUUUUAAAGAUGCCAAUUGCAGGACGUGGUGGCACAUACCUUUAAUCCCAGCACUCCGCAGAUCUCUGAGUUCAAGUCCCACCUAGUCUACAUAAGAUGUUCCAGAAGAUUGGCUUUUAUAGGAGUGCAGUCCUAGUUGUGGGCACUUGCUUUUCUCCUUUACUCAGUGCUUCAUAAAAUAUUUUGGACUCUGUUUUCCAUCGACACCAGUACCUCUUAGCAUCACAAGAUUUACAAGGAACAUUCAAAUAAAUUAUGGUAAAACAUAAAUGAGAUGUGUGUUUAAUACAGCCAAACUAGUGAACAUUAAUCCCUAGCCUACACUGUUAAUAAUGCUUUAAUCGCUUAUAAAGUUGGUAAAAAAAAAAAAAUGUUGAUUUUUAAAUAAACUAUUCACUGUGUGUAAUCUGUUUAGUACCAGUUUUGUGCAUGUGAGCACAUGAUUAUCACACAACAGAGAUCACUAAUCCUAUCCAUACUCAUCAGAAAGUAUAAUUCAGUAUAUUGUUGCCCAACAAAUAAAUCUAGCUUUAAAAGGCCCAGCUUUCCUUGCCUUUUUAUUCUUUUUUACCCCUUUUAUUAAAAAUAGGUUCUUCUCUCCUUUUUUUUUCUUUAAGACAGGUUCUUUUUUUUUUUUUAAUUUAUUUAUUUAUUAUGUAUACAGUGUUCUGCUUGCAUAUAUCCCUUCAGGUCAGAGGAGGGAGCCAGAUCUCAUUACAGAUGGUUGUGAGCCACCAUGUGGUUGCUGGGAAUUGAACUCAGGACCUCUGGAAGAACAGCCAGUGCUCUUAACCUCUGAGCCAUCUCUCCAGCCCCAUCUUCUCUUAUACAAUAUAUCCUAAUUGCAGUUCCCCUCCUCCUCUUCCCUGUUACUUCCCACCUCACCUCACUUCCCCUCCAGAUCCACUAACUUCUCAUUAGGAAAGAAUGGUUUUCUAAGAGAUAGCAAUCUAACAUGACAAAAUCAUCACAUCCAGGCUGGGCAUGGCAACCCAACAGAAGGAAAAGAGCCCCAAGAUCAAGCACACAAAUCAAAAGCCCACUUGUUCACACACUCAGAAGUCCCAUAAAAAUACUAAGCUGGAAGCUAUAACAUAUGCAAAGGACCUGCUGCAGACCACGUCCCUGCUACUUCAGUCUCUGAGUUCAUAUGAGCUUUGUUCAGUUGAUUUAGUGGGCCUUGUUCUGGUGAUCUCCAUCAGUUCUGGCUCUAACACUGUGCCUCCUCUUCCUCUGGGUUCUCUCCUGAGCACUGAGGGGAGGGAAUUAAUGGAGACAUCCUAUCUAGAGCUGUGUGUUCCAAAGUCUGUGUAUGUAAUGUCUGGCUGUGAGUUUCUGGGGUUUUUGUUUGUUUGUUUUGUUUUUUGUUUUUUGGGGGUUUUUUUUGUUUUUGUUUUUGUUUUUUUUCGCUAAGACAGCUUCUCACUAUGUAGUCUUGGCUGGCUUGGACCUCUUUGUCUAGAUCAGACUGUCCUUGAGCUCACAAAUCUGCCUGCCCCUGCAUCCCUAGUGCUGGUACUAAAGGUGUGGGCUACCACCCCCAUCCUUUCUUUGCACUUUUGCUUUUCAACUAUCAGCAAAACAUACAAACAUGCCAAGUCAGACCUAGGCAAGUCAUUUUUCUUAGGUCAGUAGAAAUAUAUAAAUCUCUUUACAUAGAUGCAUACAAUCUUUGUCUCAUUUAUGACUAAAUUAAAAAGUUUGAGUUUUCCUAGUAUAAGCUGAGUGAUGGCCAGCACCAUUUAUAUUAGAUACUAAUUUGCAAUCAUCCCUCAUGUGUCAAUAUGGUAGAUAAGGAACAUUCUAAACUACACAUAAAAAAUGGAGGCGUUCUUUGCUCUGUACAUAUAGUUCUGAGAAAACUAAUGGUUAUUGUUCAUUGUUGAUAAUUUGGUGAGAAAAAUGAGGUCAUGAGCAAACAUUAAAUAUUUAUGAGAUGCAAGUGAAAGAACAGUUUUCAAACGCAUACCCAAUAUGCUGAGCCUUGGCUUUAAUCCCCAUUACUGCCAAAAGAACAAAAAGCCAAGACCAAACUAAAAGUUGGUAAUAAAGUAAAUUUUGCAGAUACAAUUUCCUCAGAAGCAAAUUGCACUUCAUUUGUCUCCAGAUAGCUUCCUUUUUUAUUUGAUAGUAUAAACUUAUUACAAAACGGCAGCAUCAAAUGGCAGGAUAAAUUGUCUCAGUGUUUGUUUUCUGGAGGUCUCCUUAAAUUCUGUACUCCUUUAGGAACCUUCACAUAUUGUGUAUGAAGAGAAUUACAAAAAUCAUUGUUCUCAAAAUGAUUUGAAAAUCACAGUAGUUUUAGUUCUUGAGGAUUGGUAUGAGGAGGAAGGAUGGUCUUUACAUUCAUUGGCCAUUUGCAGUUCAUUUUCAAGAACUAUGUUCAUUUCAUUAGCUCAUUUUUGGGUUGUCUGGUUUCUUGGUAGUUUCUUUAGUUCUUUGCAUAUUCUACACUUAGUUUCUUGUCAAUUGUGUGGUGAGCAAAGGUUCCCAUUCUGUUUUUCUCUCUCAGUUCCUUUUGCUAUACAGCAACUUAGCAACUUACUUUUUUUAUUUCUGACAAUCCUAUGUCAAGUCUUGGCAUUGUUCCCUUUAAUGUUUGGAAUCUUCAGAAUGUACUUGCCUCUGCCAACUUCAAAGUAUUUUCCUUGAUCUUUUCAUCUUAUGCUUUUCAAGUUUCAGGUCUGGUCUUAAGGUGUCUCAUCCAUCUAAAAUUGAUUUUUCAUUAGGAUGACAAAUAGCUUUCUUUUUUUUUUUUUUUUUUGGUUUUUCGAGACAGGGUUUCUCUGUGUAGCUUUGCGCCUCUUCUGGAACUCACUUGGUAGCCCAGGCUGGCCUCGAACUCACAGAGAUCCGCCUGGCUCUGCCUCCUGAGUGCUGGGAUUAAAGGCGUGCGCCACCACCGCCCGGCGACAAAUAGCUUUCUAUUUUUAUUCUUCUAAAUGUGAAUUUGCACUAGAGCCCAGUUUGUGGAGUAGGCUAUUUUUCUGUAUUUUUUGAGUGAUAUCUUUGAUAAAAAUUAGGUGGCUAGUUGCAUAGAUUUGCAACUGGGUAUUCUAUUGCAUUUAUUUACAUAUCUGUAUUUGUGCCAGUAUCCUAUUGUUUUGCCACUGGCUCUGUGGAAUAACUCAAAAUCAGAUAUUAUUUGUUAUAAUAUGUAAUAUUACAGUGAUAAAUUAUUAUAAUAUAUAAUAUUAUAGUAACAAACAUUAUUUUUUUUAAUCAGGAUUACUUUGGUUAUUCAUGGCCCUUUGUGCUUCCAUAUGAAUUUUUUAUCCCCGCAACUCUAAAUAAUGUCUUUAGAAUUUUGAACAGAUUGUAUAGAAUAUAUUCAUUGCUUUUGAAUUGCUCUUUUUUUUUUAGGUUUUUUGUUUUGUUUUGUUUUUCUUUAUUCCAGAUAGGGUUUCUCUGUGUACCCCUGACUGUCCUGUAACUUGCUCUGUAGACCAGGCUGGCCUCAAACUCAGAGAUCUGCCUACCUCUACCUUACGAAUACUGGGAGUAAAAGUGUGCAUCACCACCACCCACUGAAUCACUUUUAUUUUUUACAUUAAUGCUGCCAAUCCAUAACUAUGGGAAGUCUUUCCAACAACUUGUAGUGUUGUCUUUAUUUUUUUCAGUGUUUUAAAAUUCUCAUUGUAGCUAUGUUUUUAUGACUCCUAAGAGUGGAGUUUUUAGGAUUUUUUUUUAUUAUUGAUCAUGUUUUCUGCAAGUAAGAAUAUUUUGACUUCUUCCUGUGUGUAUUCAUUUUUAUUUAUCGUUUUUUAUAAUUACUCCACCUAAAUCAUACACACUAGAUUGAACUGACAAUGAAAACAUUGGAUCCCAUUUUCUUUUUCUUGAAUUUAAUUGAAAUUCUUGGAGUUAUUGUCCAUGCAUUACAAUAUUCACUAAAUGUUUUUUCUAUAGUGCCUUUAUUAUAGUGAGGUUGGUUCCUUUGAUUUCUACUUUUCUUUAUGGCUUUUAUCAUGAAGAGAUAAUUGGAUUUUGUCAUGUGAUUUUCAUCCUUUGGUUCGUUUGUGAUAUGUUUCAUUUGUUUAUGUUGAGGCAUCCUUACAUCCCUGUACUAAAGCCAAUUUUAUCAUGGUUAAUUGUAUUUUUGAUGUGUUGAAUUUCUGUUUUGUUUUUGAUUUUUUGAAACAGGGUUUCUCUGUGUAGCCUUGGCUGUCCUGGAACUUAGUCUGUAGACCAGGCUUGUCUUGAACUCACAAAGAUCCACCUGCCUCUGUCUCCUUAGUGCCGAGAUUAAAGGCAUGCUCCACUACAGCCAAGCUGAUGUGUGAAUUCUAUCUGCAGUAUUUUAUUGACUAUUUUAUAUCUGUAUUCAUCAUAAAGAUUGACCUAUAGUCCAAAAAUGGAGUCCUUCAAGGAGAAUUCUGAGUGCUUGUGACAAAACUCCAAGAAAACAAGACAAAAGUCUUUUGACAUCAGUUUCUUAAAAACACAGAAUUUUUCUUGGAAUGUGUAUUCAUGACCCUUCCAGAUGUGGUGAGUUUACUUCAAAUUAUUCAUUACAACUGGCUAUUGUUAUUUGUUUAUAAGCCUCCAUGGAAAAACAUGUUUUUGCCAUGGGUGGCUUAUCCACCACAUGUAGCUUGCCCUUGUAUUUGUACACUUUACACAUGUGAGUCCUGUUAGCCCUCGGAGUGUAAAUUGGCUGAUGCUCAGAAAAAAGUUGGCUAUUGCAUGAGACUUUAGUCUGUCUGAAUUUUAGGUUCCAUUCUCCCAGGUUGAUACUGUCAACUGGAGCACUAAAUAAUCCUGUAAUUUUUCCUUAAGUCUUUAUCCAGUAAAUAAAUAAAAUCAAGGCAAUACUGAGUUUAUAAAUAGGAUUUGUAGCAUCCUACCACUUACAUUUCAUGAAACAGUUUGUGUAGCAUUUAGUUAAUACUUCUUUAAAGAUGUCUUAGAAUUCAGAAUGAGCCAGAAUCUGUCCUAUCCCCACCCUUGGAAGUUUUUAUGCUAUAAUCUCAGUGUCAUUGAUUGUUAUAGAUGUGUUUAAAUUGUUUCUCUCAGUUUAAUUUGGUGGGUCAUAUGUACCUAGAAAUUAACAAAUUAUUUUAAGGGUUUCCAAUUCAGUUGAGUAUGUUUUUAAGGUAUUUCAUAAAGAUUUUCUGAAUUUUGUUGGUGUCUGUUCAUUCUUCUUUUUACCUAUAUAGGACGUGCGUGUUCUAUUUAGGUUAGUUUGGCUAAGAGUUUGUUGAACUUGUUUAAGUCUUGACAAUACCAACACUGUUGUACCAAUACUUGGUGUCUAGUUUAUUUGUUCUCUACCUUUCUUUAAUUUCUUUAAAAAAAUUAGUUUAUCUCUCUCCAUCACCCUCUCCACUGUGUGUGUGUGUGUGUGUGUGUGUGUGUGUGUGUGUGUGUGUGUGUGUGCAUGUGUGUGUAUGUACCCACACACUAUAGGGAUAAAAAUCUGUUGUUUGAACUCUAACAUGCUGUGUAUAGGCUUUUUUUUUUCCCCAUGGAGGUUCCUGCAUUCUUGGAUUAUUCUUGAGAUUUCAUCUAAUUCAUUCUGUUAAUCCCAGGGAGUGAGAGUAAAGACCCAUUACCCAAGUUAAAGUCAAUUAAACAAGCUUUAUUUUACUAUACACAGGACUGACUCUCUAAAGCAGCAUUUGGGAGAACAGUGUGGAUGAACUUUUCAUGCCUCAUUAUAGAGGGGGGAAAGGUGCACACUGGGAAUUUCCAGAGGAAUUUUGGUAAUUCCAUAGACUUGGCAAGUGAAUUAGAGAAGUAAACAGCAGAUACGAUUAUUUGACAGAUCAUCUUAGCAGAACAUCUCAAGAUUGUUGGGAGAAUAUCUUAUCAGGGCAGAGUUCAGGGUCCAGUCAAAUACCAUAGAGUUUGGAACACGUCAAAUUCCAGAAAUAGGUUCAAGGCCCCUCAACUUGAGUUUUGCAGUAAAUAGAAAUGAACUUAUUUUGACCUUGUAACAAGAUGGCUUCUAAUCUUAAGACUAAAAGGCUGGUCAGUCAACUCUCAUUGGAAUCAUUUUUUACUUUGGAUUUAAUACUUCACAAAAUGGUCAUUCUGCCUCAGAUUUUCAUGUUUCUUUUAUUUAUUUAUUAGGAGUUCCACAUCUCAGUUUAUUUUGUUGGUUGGAUUUUUUUCCAUACCUGUUGUAUUCUUUCAGUUAAGGUAUUUGCGGUAUUCAAAGGGAGCUAGACUGUAGAAACUUUAGGUUAUGUUCUUCCUCACUGGAUAGAGAAAAUAUUAAUUCAAAAAUGACACAGCAGCUAACUAUAAUAUUAAAAAACAAUAUUCUCUUCAACUUUUAAUAUCUAUUGGGGGAUCAGCUAAGUAGGAUAUGAUGUGUAUGAAAUAAGAGUUUCUAAGUUGCUUGAUGGUGGUGGCACAUGCCUUUAAUCUGAGCACUCAGAAGGCAGAGAGAGGUGGAUCUUUGAGUUCCAGGCCAUGCUGGUCCACAGAGCAAGUUCCAGGAUAACCAGGGCUAUGAAGAAAAAUCCUGUCUUGAAAAAAUUGGUAGAUUAAAAGCACAUGAGGGGAGAGAAAGUGAGAGGGAAAACACUUAGUUUUUGCAUAGAAAGAAUAGAGUACACCAUGGCAUGGUUGUAGAAAAUACAUAAUAUAAAGAAAAACCUAGUUUAGCAACACAAAAACUACUACAAGACUAUUCAGAGAUAUUUAUGCAAGAUUAAAUAUUUCAUUUUUAUAGUCAGUAUUUCUUAGAUGGGGUAGAUUUUCAUUCCUUUCUCUCCUGGUGCCAUCAUAGAAAACACUGUUGAAAGAGUGGUGAGUAGUGCAGUUUGAACCCAUAACACCAGAUUUGUGAGUAUGCAGGGUCCCAACGAAGACUGAUCUUUUGCACAACUGUGCCAAAAUCUGCUUUCUCCAUUUUCACACUGUGGUUUUAUUGCCAAACUUAAAUGUUUCUGUCUAUAGCAUUUGCUGAUCUUACAUCUCUGUCCAUAGUAUAUCUAAGACUUGCUUUAAUCUACAGGGCAGCCUUUCAUUUUCUUGUUAGCUGUUCCUGAGGUAUCCAUGUCAUAGAGGUGGAGAAAGCAGGGUUUUGUUUUGUUUUUGGCAAUUAUGCUGACUGUAGCAAAAGCCACACAGUGGUGGAAAUUAUCUGCUUUAGAAUCAUGCUCACACAUCAGCCUUCAUCUUCACUGUCUGUGCUAGUCCUAUGUCUUAGAUGCCCAAGGUGUGUCAGGCCCCCUGUCACAUUUUCACUGGCUAAUGGACCUCCUGCUAGAUAUUUCUGCAGCUCAUCAUUUAGGCUUCCACGGCAAUUCCUGUUCAAUGUAGCCCAAACUAUACAAUGCAGCCAGCUUAGCUUUUUCUCCUAGAAAUAGGGUUGUUUAUUAUCCUCAUUGUUUUCUUUUGUUGAGUUGUACUUAUGGAUCUUCUCUAAUCCUCCAUCUUACAUGGAAGUCUCAACUCCCCAGUGUUCCAUUUUCAUUGCAACAAUUGUGGUCUCCAUCCUUUAUAUCAUUCUGCAUGAGCAGUUUCCUGAAGUUUUCACACAAAUGUGAAUGAAUUUGCAUUAUACAAAGCAAUGAAGGAAGUGAGUGGGACUGACAUCUUCUUAGUCUUUGGAUAAAGAGACUCAGAUGGUGAAGACAUUUGCUCUUCUGGGUCAGAAAUUUUAAGUCUGAACCCUCUAUAUGAUUGAUUAUGGCUCCAAAUUUCAUCUCAGAAACUGAAUUUCUAAUGCAACAGUGAUGCAUGACAUUUCAGGUUAACUUCCCAAGCAAUAAUUGAAGUGAACUAUUGACAGACAAAAGUUAUAAUUUUUAGGAACAUCUUAUUUUGGCAAAAGGUGUUUCAUACAAAAAGUUAGUAUAGUUUAUCAAUGCAGGGCUAGUUGAGAAUACUGUAUAUUUCAAUGAACAAAAUAAGACCAAAGUCUAUUUUCCUGUCUACCCAUAUCACAUUCAUUUAUUUCUAUUUCAGCAUAUGUUUUGGAGAAGGAACAGAGUAUAACCUUUAAAGAUUUUUAAAUUACAUUUAUUUAGGUAGUAAGAAGUAUAAUUAAUCUUAUCUAGACUCAGUUCCCACUGCUGUUGAGUGAUAGUCAAAUACUAUUGUAACCCAUCAGGUCUUUGGAAGGAGUGAAAAAACCAGAUGUGCAAAUAAUAACUAACAUGCUAAAGUUAUUCACCAAUUAGUUCCCAAAUAUAUAAUUCUUCAUUGUCUACACUUGAUGAAGAGUUCAACCUUUGGCAUUCUUAUGGGAAGAGUAUUCUGUGUACUCAACCUACAUACUGAGAACCAGAUCUUAAAACAAUCACAAAAGUCACAGGGAUAAUUGAAUUCAUUCCCUUGUCUAGGGAUAUGUUAAAUGUCUUGGAGGAGCAGAUCCAUGAGAAUGCUAUGGUAGGAACUUUUAAUUUUUAUUUAUUAUUUGAAAAUUUCAUACAUGUAUACAGUGUUUCUUGAUCAUAUCUAUACUUCACAUCCCUCUCCAACUGACUCCCACGGGACCCUCCAAAUCACAUUUCCAUAAUUCAAGUCAUCCUUUCAUGUUUAUUUUAACCUGCUGAGUCCAACUAGUAGGUAAAUGGCUGUGGUGUCAUCUACUGGGGCCCUUGGAACCUAUCAGUGGACACACUCCUAAAGAAAAAUGACUCUUCUUUCCCCACCACCCAUCAACUCCCAACAGCUCCUCAACCAUAGGAGGCCUGUCCCAAUCUAUGACGGAAUUUUUAUCUAGUUCAAUUCUGAACUUAACUUGUACAGGUAACUGCAGUUGCUUUGAGUUAAUGUAUACAACAGCCAUGUCAUGCCCUAAACAUUUUGCAGCAUCCCCCACCCACACUUUCUGGUGUUCUUGAGCAAUGUAAAACCAAACCAAAACAUAACCAAGAGAGGAGUAUUUAUUUGACUUAGUAAGAUGUUGAUAUGAAAUAUUAGUAGUAAGGGCUCAGUAACGUCCAAGUGCUGUAAAGUACAUGAGUAGAGGUGCUCCUGCUCAAAACAAUAUUUUCCCAGGGGGAAGUCAGAGUUUUCUCACCAACAGAAUUUAGGCAGCACUUUAAGAGGAAUUUAUUAGAUUGAUUUAUACAAUCUUCAUGGAAAAUACAGCAGUGCUAUUUACAGGCUAGAGAGAUUUCUAAACAAGUAUAUGCUCAGACCCUAUGUAAGAACCCUCAGAUCAAGAGGAACAGAUGAUCCAAAAGCAAUCUGAACCUAAGGCCUGGGAGUCCCUUGAAGAGUUGCUAGUUUAAGCAAAGGAUGAAGAUGGAUUCUGAUGUUUUCAGAUAUUGGCAGGGGAAAAAAGAUGUAACAGUUAAAAAAAAUCCUCAAAGCCGUCUUAGCUCUUCUGCUAAUUGUUCAUUUCAGCAAUCCUGCCCAUUAUAGUUUGCUCAUAUACAGGCCAGGAAUUCCCAACCUCACUUCGAGGAUCCUCAUGUCAAUUUCUUCUGUAUAUUUGCUCAGAGACACAUUGUGAAAUGGGGUUGACAUUAAAAGUGACUUUCAAUCCAACCAUACUUAUAGUCAAGAUUAAGGUUGGAGGUCAAAGGCCAACUUCUGGGAGUCAGGUCUUUCUUCUUCUCCUCCUCCAUCUUCUUCCUCUUCCUCCUUCAUUUUUUGCUUUUGGUUUUUCAAGACAGGGUUUCUCUGUGUAUCUCUGGUGUCCUAGAACUCACUCUGUAGACCAAGUUGGCCUCAAACUCAGGUAUCCCCCUGCCUCUGUCAUUCAAGUGCUGGGAUUAAAGGCAUGCACCACCACCACCCAGCUCAGAUCUCUUCUUCUACUAUGAGCUCAGAUUAUUAGACUUGUGUGGCAAUGGCUUUUACACUCUGAUCCAUCUCACUGGCCCAUGAACACUUUUUAAAACUUUUUUCUUUUGUAAUUAUACUAGGUGUCUAUUGGUCUGGUGGCUGAAUCACAUUAAUAUGCCUUAUUGCAUUUGAACCCCUUUGCAAUGAAUGGAGUUAUCUCUCCAAGUCUUUUUAUUUUCAAUUUUCAACCUUAGAGUUGACCAACUUUGUCAUUUCUUUGGAGUUGUUUCAGGGUUUUAUUUUUAUUUUUAUUCAUUUUACAUACCAACCACAGUUCUCUCAUGUCUCAAGUUUAAAAAAAGAUUUAGCUUUUUUAAAAAAAUGUGCAUCUAUGAGGGCAUUGGAUCUGCUAGAGUUGGAAUUAUAGGUUAUUGUGAGCCACCCAACCUAGGUACUGGGAAUUGAACUCAGCAAGUGUUCCUUAUUGUUGAGUCAUCUCUGCAGGCCCAUGGCUCAGUUAUUAUAUUGAAUGUGCACAUAUGCAUGCAUGUGGUAGCCAAAGGAUAACCUAUGCUGUCAGUCAAUCAGGUGUGGUCCACAUUUUUUGUUGUUGUGACAGGGUCUCUCACUGGCCCAGAGCUCAAGAAAUAGGGUAGGAUGGCUGGCCAGAGUAUCAGGGAUCCCUCUGUCUCCAUCUCCCCAGCAUUGGGUUAUAAGGUUGUGUCAUUAUGACCAGCCUUUUCUUUUUCACUUAAUUUCUGUUGAUAGGACCCAGUUCUUCCUCUGCACACUUUAGUGACUCAGUCCCUAAUAUGUGUGGUUGCAUUAUUUUUCUCCUAUAAUUCCUUUAAAACCUAUUUUUGACAAUAAUAUUUCAAUUUUGAUUGUUAUGUAAAAAUGGUCUUGAUGGCAAUACAGUGAUAAAGUCAUGUUUACAGCUUUCAGAGCUGGGUAAAACUCCUACUAGCUGCAGAAUUCACUAGAAAGAACUGAACUAGGGGUUCAGUGUGGGAUAUCAAAUACAUUGACAUUGUACCCAAUUGGCAGCAAAUGCUUUAUCCAUGUGCUGCAACACACACACACACACACACACACACACACACACACACACACACACACACACACACAG
This is a messenger RNA of Peromyscus californicus insignis, 15117 nucleotides long. Its product is annotated as zinc finger protein OZF-like. The transcript is spliced from 4 exons. Bases 38 to 1627 code for a protein of 529 amino acids. Gene Ontology annotation, molecular function: DNA-binding transcription repressor activity, RNA polymerase II-specific; RNA polymerase II cis-regulatory region sequence-specific DNA binding. Gene Ontology annotation, biological process: negative regulation of transcription by RNA polymerase II. NCBI's taxonomy places the organism in Eukaryota, Metazoa, Chordata, Mammalia, Rodentia, Cricetidae. The record is from RefSeq and is a predicted model, not a curated record.